Molecule: messenger RNA, 1156 nt
Organism: Ruditapes philippinarum (Manila clam)
Lineage: Eukaryota; Metazoa; Mollusca; Bivalvia; Venerida; Veneridae
Product: 5-hydroxyisourate hydrolase-like
Exons: 4
Coding region: 20-568 (182 amino acids)
Biological process (GO): purine nucleobase metabolic process
Molecular function (GO): hydroxyisourate hydrolase activity
Source: RefSeq, a predicted model, not a curated record
UUAGAAUAGAUCAGACGACAUGUCUGUUUGUGGCGGGGUGUGUGUAUCAGAGAAUAAAACUGACCACAACAUGUACGAGAUGGACAUGACGAACGAGAAGGAGACUAUAAUUAGAUUAAGAGAUGCUGGUACUGAUAAUAUAGCAACGGAUAAAAACAGAAAUGGCGAAGCUGGUGUCGGUAAAGACAAACUGAAGACAUUUGUCAAACAUUUGACGAUGGCAAGUACGGUGCCGCCUCUAACUACCCAUAUCUUAGAUACAGCUACAGGUGUACCUGCAGCUAAUGUCCCAAUGGUGUUAUACAGACAAAAUACAUCUGAAGGGUUUGAUGAAUUAGAACGUGGGAACACUAAUAAUGAUGGUAGAGGAGGAUUUUUAAAGGGAGGUAACUGGCAGCCUGGUGUAUAUAAACUUCAUUUUAACACAGAUGCUUAUUUCAAACAACAGAAUACAACAGGAUUUUACCCAUAUGUUGAGGUUGUUUUUAGAAUAGUAGAUCCAAAUCAGCAUUACCAUGUUCCGUUGUUGCUAGCACCAUAUGGAUAUAGUACAUAUAGAGGAAGUUGACCUGAUGCUGGUGAUCAUGUGACUAUUGCUAGGUGAUAAUAAUAUAACCUGCGUAACUAUGUGUGGUAUUGUGUGAAAUGCUUAUGGAAAGUAUAUCCAAGAAAUUUAAAUAAAAACUGUAUCCAGAAUGCAUAACUUAUUUGAAGUGAAUAGUUUUGUAAGUUCUGUUUAAAAACUGAAACAAUGAAAAAAUAAUGUACAGGUUCUAGUUAUGGAUGGAGACAGUUUAUCUGGCAUUGUUUUAGAUGGCUGAGCAACAUUUUAUAUUUCAUACACAUAAUUGGUUUAUGUGAUCUAAAUAUUGAAUUAAAAUUUGUGGAAUAUGUUAGAUGUGAAAUAUUUGUUGGUAAUUAGCAAAGUAACAAUUGCUUAAUGCCUUAAUAGAAAUACAAUAGUUCUUACUAAAGAUGUACGUUUGUUAACAAAUAAAUUUGCUCAAAAAUGUGAAUUUUCAUUGUUUAAAUGAAAUUCUAUAGAAUUUUUGUUUAAUGCUUUCAGAUACAGGAAACCAUAAAUGUUAUGUAAAUUCAAGUGUUUGUGAAUAAUCAACUUUUAAAUUUUCACUUUAUGAUGUGACAGAUAAAAAGC